AUGGACGACAGCGGCGGGGUUGCCGCCAAUGUGGCCAGGGCCAUAGCCACGGCGAUGGACUGGCGUUCCCCAACGGAUGCCCAGAGAACUGCCUUAUCUUACUUGGAAUCGGUUCGUUGCUCAUUUCCUUCCUCCGUGUUCUUUUUUGGAAUCGUUUCGUGUCAUGAUUUGUCGCCAACCUGAUAUGUAGUGAGCUAUAGCCGCGACUCUCUGUCGGCUACCGUGAGAGGUAUCCUGGCGAGCCUUUAUUUUGUGAUUGUACUCGUGAUCAACUUUUAGCUUGGGAAAAGCAGGUUCGGAAUUUUUUUUUUGCGGAGUCAUGUUUACGCGUUGGACCGAGCUCACCCACUUGUCGGUUACCAGAUUAUUUUAUGGCACAAUAACGGAGUGCAGUCAGAAGUUUUCUUUUCAUUUCCAAGGGAAUACCUUUUCGCUUGGAUUGCAGGCAUCACCGGUGUAGGUUUAUGACCUCUAUGAUACUAUUUAAGACUGUUAGAGCCUAUCAGACAUUUUAUGUCCCGGGCAUAUGUCUCCUUUGAGGGGGGGGGUGGGGGGUGAUGUUUGGGUGGUCGUUUAUCCUUUUUAGGUGCAAGAAUGCACCAUUUGGGAUCUAAGAAUCGGUACACAAUUACUUUCUGGCACCUGUAAAAAGCUAGAGUGAGUUCAAGGCCAUGAUUCCAAUCCUAGAAUUUGUUUUCCUCCUGAAUAUAUGUGCGUGAAUUUUGACAAAUAACAUAUGUAAGAAUAUGUAUACAUGUAUAGAUUUAAUGAGUCAACUUUGUCGUCAAAAGGGAGGUUAGAGUGAGCUUCAGUAGUAAAUUUUUCUAGAGUUCACUUAACCUGUACAUGUCAAUGUUAUGUGGGCUCCUCAUUCAGUUCCCUUUAAAAUUGCAGAUUAAAAGUGGAGAUGUUCGUCUUUUGGGAAGCACAUCAUUUAUCUUGCUUAGAAAAGAUUGGUCAUCUGAGAUUCGGUUGCACGGACUAAAGAUGUUGCAGGUUCUUCCUCACUUGGAUGCUCUCCCUGCUUUCUCCCCUCCUUCUGUGCCAUCGUAUUUGUAAAAACAUUUAUAGAUGAAACAGCAUCGCAUAAGAUAUGAUUAUCUGGCAGAGACCUCUCUUUUCUUCAUCUUUCUUUCAGAAAGUCUCUAAGGUAUGUGUUUGUUGCCGGAGCUUCAAGCUCUAAAACAUAUGUGUUAAUGAAAACUGUUUUUCUUUUAAUUUGACCAACGCCCUGACGUCUUUUUGGCUAUUCAAUGUUGGCAUUCGUAAGAAUUUUUUUUCAACUGCACUAGAUAUCUUAAUGUUGCUACAGAUAGUGAUUAAUUUGAUCGGUUGAUUUAUUGAAUAUUCUAACCAUUUAAACGGAAUCGCCAGUGUGUUUUUUAUUAUAUUUUUUUGGCGGUUUAUUUUUUGAUAAUGUUCUGUAGAUGCAAUGGCUUUUACUGAUCUUGGAAAAGGCAUUGUGCUUUUUGAAGUUUAUUUGUCCUAUGAAUUUCUCCCUUUUUUGAAGAUGGUAUCUGCCACAGAAGCAGUUUUCCUGUAUUUCAUAUGGUUUGGUGUUUAUUGAUUUCACUCAUGGGUUUGUUGAAUUUCUGUGUUUCUUAUUCAGAUAUUUCUUUUCUUGAUCUAUUCAAUAUAUUCCGUCUUCUGGAAACUAGAAUAAAUAUAAACAUCUGAUGGCGUAGACUCAUCUCUAUCUAGAUGAAACAUCCAUGUUCUGUAUUUCCAUUGGAUCUUCAUAGAAUUGCCGUGUUAAUAUGCCAUCUUUAAUUAUUUAUAAGAAUACUUAGAUAUGCCUUCAAUUUUCCUUCUUUUUUUUUCAACUGAAUCAACUGUUUCAGUUUAACUCAGCUGAUUCAAUUGGAGGACCCAUAAAUCUAAAAGUCAAUCCUGAUUCUGUGUCUCUUGAAUUUUAUGUGACCAAUGUGAUCCCACUUGGACUAUCCUGACCGUGAUAUGGAACAGUUCUCCAAACACAAACGUAGUCAACAGAGGCAUUGCUGAUUCAAGUUCUUCUAAGACUCUUUUACCCAGUUUAGUUUAAUAGUUAUCUCUUGCACAAUUGGCAGCAACGAGUUGUCAAAUGUGCUAGAUGUGCCCUGAGGACUCAAGGUCCUCAGGAAUGCAAAGAAGUCCAGGGGAAGAGGUUAUGACAAAAAUGAUGGUAUAUAAUUUCAUGUCAAACUCUUGGUAAAGUGGAAGGAAAUGAACAAAGUGAUCUGCAGACAGCGCAAACAUAUCCACCUUACCUAGACUUCCAUUCUAGAUCUCUCUAUGAUUCCCUCCGUCUCUCUCUCUGUGCUACCAUGAAGUGAAUUCCGCCUCUUGGUCUUUGCCACCUUGUGCGUUUCACAUUAUUCCCCUACCAAUAUGGUCUUGUAGGCCACCUGUUGUCAAACAUUUGUUUCAAUUUUCAUUGUAACUCUGUUUGAUGUGAACACAAAUCUGCAUACUCUUGAAUUGUUUUGCUUGCUUAUACUUACACGAAGGAUCUAUAAAAUGAUUUACAUUAUAGCACUUAGUUCGCCUAAGGUGGGAAGAGUUAAGCUCCUCAGAAAGACGGAACUUUGCCAAUGCCGCUAUUGAUUUAUUAUCUGGGAUGACCAACCCCCACGAAGAAUGGGCUUUGAAGAGCCAAACUGCAGCCCUUAUAGCAGAGGUAUUUCUUUUGCCAUUGUGGACUUCUGAUAAGAAGAAUCUUUCUGAAUGAUAUAAUUCAUGCCAUUUUUUCUUCUAAUCUUAGAUUGUUCGGAGAGAAGGUUUGGAUCUCUGGCAAGUGCUUUUGCCUUCGUUAGUUUCUUUGUCUGACAAAGGCCCUAUGGAAGUAUAUAUCUCCAGUUUUUCUUAUUUCCUAUCUACAGUUUUCUUUUUAUGUACUGAUUUUAUAUUGAAACAAAUGUUCUUUCAAAAUUUAGGCUGAGUUAGUAUCUAUGUUGCUGAGAUGGCUUCCUGAAGAUAUUACAGUUCAUUAUGAAGAUUUGGAAGGUUCAUUUCAUUUUGAUGGCAUCCUAUACUUUUAUUCUAGCAAAACCUUUUUGCACUGUUUUGAGCAAACUUUAUACCGGACGCCCUUUACAGGUGAUCGGCGAAGAUUACUGUUACGUGGACUUUCUCAGUCCUUGCCGCAGAUCUUGCCUCUCCUAUAUAGUGUAUGUUUCCUGUUUGAUUGAAAUUCACAUGAUACCCCAUAAAUGGAAGUAGUCAUCUUUCCUGUUUGAGAGUAUGUUUCAAUGUAUAAUGCAAAAACGGAUGAAAGCAACUCCUGACUCAUUUUUAUCUUGGCCAAAUGCCAUGGGAGCAAAAUAUGAAAAAGGACAAUCUUGUAUUAUUGAAGUUACAAAGUGCACGAGAACUACUAACUGUUAUCUGCAAUGCAGUUACUUGAAAGACAUUUCACAGGAGCGUUCAAUGAAGCUAGCAUGCAACAAUUUGAUGUGGCAAAACAGCAUGCGGCUGCAGUUACUGCGGCCCUAAAUGCUGUAAACGCAUAUGCUGAAUGGUCUCCCGUAUCUGACCUUGCCAAAUAUAAGCUGAUUGAUGUGUAUGCCACUGUCUCUUAUACUACUUAACAGCUUAUUUUGACUGUGAAACACUCUCUCCAAAGAGGCUGAUCUGGCUUUUAACAGAUGCGGAUUCUUUCUUUCUUGUGUUGACUUUCGUGUUCACGCUUGUGAGUUCUUUAAACUUGUCUGCCAGAGGUAUUCGUGCGAAAGCAACUUGAGCUUUGAAUAUUUGCGAAAGUAAAGAUCCAUGAAUAUGGCUAAUCAGUUCCCAUUAUUAUUUUUUAUUUAUGUUUUCAUGUGCAGGAGACGGCCAACUGAUGACUCAACUCAUGAAUUUGAUGAUGCAAUGAGAAAUAUUUUUCACAUUUUGAUGAGUGCAUCGAGAGAUUUCUUGUGCAAAUAUAGUUCUAGUUCUGCUGGAGUUGAUAAAAGUGAAGUUCAAUUUGCCGAAUGUAUUUGUGAGAGUAUGGUGGCAUUGGGAUCAUCAUUUAUGCAAUGCAUUGCUGAGGAUGACAAUGUGAUCUCCGAGUAUGUCCAACAGGUACUAGAAAUAUUGCCUGCACUUUUUAGGAAGUAAAUAUUUAUAUUGUAAUUGGUAUGAACUUCUAGCUUUUCUUCUUUUCUCAUUUUUAUGGGGGGGAGGGAACGGGGUGUUUCAGAUCCUGGCUGAUGUAUAAUUGGUCCUGUUCUUAGUGGUAUGAACUACCAUGAUUAGACAAAUUGGUGCGUUCGAUAUUAUCAUGAUAAAUUCUUGAUUUUAUUAAGUGAUCAUAUUCCCUGAGUCUCCAAUUUUUUUUUACUUGUUGUGCACACCUGAUAGCAUGGGUAACACACCCACUAUUGGAGUUAUGUCUAGUUCUGUUACAGAAAGUCAUUUUGAGUUGUCCAUGUUCAAUCAGAACUGAACAACGAGUUUGCCACACUUUGAUUUCACCCUGAGGCAUCUGGCUUGAAUUUUAUCUAUGAGUCCAAAUGUAUGGUAGUCCAGCCUUUAUGGAUGUGAACCCUAAAAUCGUCUCCUUCUUGAUUUGGUUCGGUCACAUCCUUUGAACCAUUGCAAAACCAAAUCCAGCGUUACUGUCACUUAAGAACUCCGGAUCCGGUGCCCUUCACUGUCAUUGGAUGCGCAUGGUUUGCCCUAGGCAAUAGAGAAGCAGAGCAAGAAAAGAGGAGACGGUUCACUCUAUGUUAGUCACUGUCACGAACAAUAAACAUGAUGAAUGUCCUUUACAUGAAUUUACGCGUGCUUUGACCUGAGCCUAUGUUGUCACGUUGCCAAAUAACUUAAUGUUUAUGAUGCUUAUCUUGAGAUUGUUCAUUCUUAUUUAGUCGCAAUGUAGCACAAGUUGGUGAUAACAAAGUUAUCACCUAUGGACUUGGCUUUUGUGAAUGUCGAAGUUCCAAGGGUGUGAAACAUGCAAUGCAUGUGGUAUCAGGCAAGUGAAACUGGUUUGUUUGGUUUAUGAAUAAUCUGGUCUUUCAAAUUCCGGAAUUAGUGGCUACAACCUUUCGAUACUUUUCUGGGGUUUUUGUCGUGCUUUUUCACUGUCAAUGUUUAUCCUAGCUAGUUUGGUAUACUCGAGGAGGUUAGGGUGCUUGUGAACCCCGGGACCAUUUCUUGUGAACCAUGGACUGGUUUAGAGCGUGCUCAGCUAAGGAUCAGAAUGCUGAAAAAUCAAUAGGGAUCAUGAAGGUCAGCUAAGGACUGACCUUCAUGAUCCCUAUUGAUUUUUCAGCAUUCUGAUGCUUGACGUCGAUUUGGAUACAUCUGAGGUACCGGUUAAAGGCUCUUGAAGGGUGUUCAAGAGCCUUUAACCGUGGACCAUUUCUUGUGAACCAUGGACUGGUUUAGAGCAUGCUUUAGCUAAGGACUGACCUUCAUGAUCCCUAUUGAUUUUUCAGCAUUCUGAUCCUUGACGUCAAUUAGGAUACAUCUGAGGUACCGGUUAAAGGCUCUUAAAGGCUCUUGAAGGGUGUUCAUGAUCCCUAUUGAUUUAUUGAUAGGCUCAUUUGAGUCAGGGUUAGAUCAGUCCGUAGUCGCUUACAAGUUGGUAUGGUCCAACCCUUGUUUUGGUUUUCUGAGUCCUGAUGUGAUUCUGAAUCGUCUGACAUACCUUUUUGGCUCAUAAUCUUUAUUCCUUGAAGUGAGUUUCAUGGAUAGGAUAGAAUCCCAGAAUAGCGGCACGAAACAGGGAGGAUCCGAGAGUAGAUACUCGAAAAUAAGAAGGUAAGAAUCAGUAGUAGGGUAGAGGAGCAGGGGAUAGAGAGGGAGGGUUUCUGAAGGAAACCCCAGAAUGUGACCAAGGGGCGAGUUCAAGAGCGCCCCUGCUCUCCCAAAAAACUUCCAGACGUGGCUUACAGUUACGACCCCUACGGGUCCUUAUACCCAUCCCCUUAAUAGGCCCUUGGCCCAUCUGCCCUAGACCCUCUUGUAUCUUAGCCUUCCUUUUCCUGGUAUAGGUUGCCCGGAUAAUGGCGCUGCAAUUAGGCCCGACAAUACGGGGCCUAACAGGCUACUAGACCACAGGUUCUGGGUAUUUGAACCUGGUAACACAGUAGCAACUGUGUUACCUGGUAAUGAAGGUUACUGGACAAGACAGUCCAUUAUUGAAUAAUAAUAUGCAUCUGAGUAGUAACAUUUCUGGAUAGUUCAUUAGUGUAUUGAAUACCGGUUGAGAUUAGGUUUGACUAGUAUUUAUUUGUCCUUAAGACUGAACUUGUGAUCCAUUUGAGCUACGAUGAUUGAGGCUAUUUCGGUUCAUGCUUCCAGAGUACGAAUAAAGCGGCUGACUAUGAAAGUUUUUCUCCAUUUUUAAUUUUUUUUUGAGUCUCACAUUUUUAUAUGUUUUUCUGAUAUGAUGUAUCAUUUUCAGACAUCUAGCAAAUACCUAAAUUUCUGCAUGGGCGUUUCUCUGUGUUUCUGCAGAUGCUAGUGUACUUCCAACAUUUCAAAUUCACACUCCACUUUUGUUCACUGAACUUUUGGCUGGUAAGUUUAGCUCCUAAUUUUUGUCUUAAUGGUUUCUGGUUUCUGGUGGAAUCACAGUAGAUUCUAAGUUAUGUUUUUGUAAUAGGCGAUUAUGAAGGAUUUGUCUUCCAAGACAAAAUUGUCCACACAAGCUAUGGAGGGCACUUCUGUUGAGAAAGAAAAGAUCAGAGCGAAAGUGUUCAUAAACGAUGAUAUUUGUUCUUCUAUUUUAGAUGUUUCGUUCCAGCGUAUGCUCAAGAAAACUGUUCAAUCUGGAGCUGCAUCUGUGGAACCUUUAGAGUUAUGGAACAGUGAACUAGAUGUCAAGGUUGACUUCAGUCAGUACCGCUCUAAAUUGGUAUGCCACAGAUCUGACUUUUGCUUAUGGUGGAUUGUUUUUUCGCAUACCAGUCGUACCGAAGUAAUUGGAUAUAAGGAUUACUUUUAAGUAUAUAUGGAUGAUGUGCGAUUAAGUCACCAAUGAAAGCUUCCUGCGUACAAGUUGCAUGUAGUACAAUACAUUAGCCUGAAGCUGUCUCAACCAUGAAUAACUUUCAAUUGAAACGCUAACCCCCUUCAAGUCAAGACUGCAUGUGAUAUCAGUUGAUAAGAUUGAUAAUUUACUGGGAAUCUCAUAACCUCCGUCGUAUUUUAUCAGUUGACAGGCUCCUUAAAGAUAGUAAUAUUUAGAGGUUAUUAUGAAGAUAUAACACACCUGCCACCAUUCAUUGGGUAUUACGGUUUUCAUUUUUUUUAAUUCUUUCUUCUGUGUCCACCUUUUCUUGACUUAGAAAAUCGUUUAAAGAUGUAUAUACAUUUACUAAUACUAUGCCAGCAAUUUUUUUUAUUAAGAUUUCUGAUGUGACACUCGAGGUAGUAAAGAUACUAGGCAAUGACACUCGAGGUAGCAGUGUUCAUUUGCAAAGAUGCUAAUGAACACCUAUUUUGUCUGGUUGCCUUGGUGUCGGGUUAGAAGUCACAGGCAUGCGGGUUAGUGUGUCCUACGCUCGAAUUUCUCUUUCAUCACUUAUUUUUUUCCCAUCUCCCUCACCCUCACCAAUUCUCCAUCUUCAUUAGCAUCACCACUGGUACCCUUACGGAUAUCCAUACAAUCAGCUGGUGCAGAUAACCCUCUUUCGUUUCAUUUCCUACCUCAGCCGUAUUUGUGAGAAGAACAAGAGAGGACAUUUGGUCUGGUUUGCCUAGAAACUUGGAAGGGGAAUAAUACUCGCCCGCUCCCCUAACGUAAACUACCACCCCUGACGUAAACAGCAUGGGACCUCGGGGGGCGGGGGGGUUAGUUGUAGCCUGUUUUUUGGCUUUUCCCCUGUAUCUGAGCCGUUAUAAAGAAACUGGUUCGGCCAGUCAGAACUGCAGAGAUUUUGCUUUCUCAAGUUAUACUAUUUUUUAUGUCGGAACUUCAGGUUUGUCAAACUGCGGAAGUAAUUUCUUUUUAUAGCUUCACUGAUAUAAAAUUUCCACCAUUAUACAUACGAGCAGCUGGUCCUCCACGGGCGAAUUUAUCACACCGUUUAUCAUAUCCGGCUGCAACCGUGCAAAAGGAUUGUUUAGUUAAGGGCAUUGCAGGGAUGCCGUGACAACUGUCUGCAUCCAACCUCUGUCCAACUCAGUCAACAAAGAUUGAGUUCAUUUCCUUUAUGUUCAUCUCUUUCAUGUGAAAGCUAUGUUCUCUCCAUUUUUUUUGGCUUACACUACUUCCAACCGAUCAUAAUUUGCACAAUGUAGUUGGUAGCUCUGCAAUAAUAAAUGAGAGCAGAAAAAAAAAAAACAACGACCCAUGUACUUUCAUUUCACAAUUCACUAAAAUAACAAGAAAUGAAGAAAUAAGUUGUGUGAUAUAAAUUGUGAAACCCACCCUUGUGACUACUGGUCCCCUCUCAAUAUAUACACUUCGUAUGUGAUGAGAUGCUUGACUUUUGUGGCUUUCUAUUCCAUCACUGAAAUGUAACUUUCGUUGCAGUUGGAACUUAUCAGACUUAUUGCCCUACACAAUCCAGUGAUAGCUGCAGCAAAGACUUCCCAUAGAGUUGAGAUGACUAUCAGUGCUUAUACAAUGUCUCCGGUGCCACCUAAGGUAUGCCACAUGUAUGUUCAAAUGUCAAUCAAGGUCAUAGCUGAGAUUCAGUAAACUAGUGUAUUUUUUCUCCGGGGGUUAAUAAUAUUUAAUUUCUUUUAAUCCUGUGGAGUAGAAUUUUUUUUUAAAUGGCGACGAAGGGACAUUUUUUGAAAAGAUAGAGCUGGUCGUACCACCUAAAGAAAACAUACGGGCCUAUGACUAAGGUACAUGAUUAUACAAGAGAGAUGAAAGGAAAACAUAAACCUAAUUUCGUGUGAAUUUUCUAAAACCAAAAAUAAUCUUCUUCACGUCAAACCAUAAUUCACAACUACACGCUUCAGUUAUAAAAAGACUGCAGUUGCCAUGACUCUGCAACAGGGGCAAAGCUACUGAACACAAGGAUUCCAAAUUAAGCAUGAAAAAUGAUAUUAAAAUAUAUAGUACCCAGGAAUUAAUUUAUUGGUUUUUGACUGUCAAGCAGAACAAAUUCUCCUUUCGUGUUGAGUAAAUUGCUAUUCUCUAUGGGAACCACUAGUUGCUCUUCCCUUGCCCUCUGCAGUUUUCUCCAUUUCUCUGUAUCUAAUGAAUAGGGUUCUACUUUUGAGGUGUUUAUAAUGUUCCUUCUGUUAGAGAAUACUCUGUUUUUCUGCUCAAAGUUACUGUCAGAAUUCUUUUAUAUUGUAAAUCCCUGUGAAUCUCUUUUCUUUGCAGGACCUAAGUUUGCUGGAAAACAUGCAGCUAGGGUUGGAAACAAUAGUCGGGGCCAUUUUUGAGGAAUCGGUCUUACUUGGCAACCCUCAUGAGGUUAAAUUUGGUCUGAGGAGUAUCCUAGAAGGUUGUCCUGUGAGUUCUCUCUAGUUAACGUAAAUCAUAAUUCAAGGUCAGACUGUAAGUUGUUGAUUACUUGUAACUUGAAGGUCUACUGCAACAACUUCUCGGUUUAAAAUGGACCGAGCCAGCAUUGGCAGAAAUAUUAGGACGGUAUCUAGAUGCGUUCGGACCUUUCUUGAGAUCAUUCCCAGAAGCAGUUGGUUGCGUCAUCGAUAAACUCUUUCAACUUUUGACGUCAAUUCCCCUUGCACCUGAGGUCCCUAGAGUUUUUUUUUAUAACCUGAUUAUUUUCUUGUACCUUUGUUAUUUAUGCACUGAAGAGUUUGACUGCUGCAUUAAGCAGGAUUCUUGUGCAACCGGUGCUCGCCAUGCUAGAUUGCAAAUUUGUACAUCAUUUCUUCGGAUUGCCAGAGCUUCUGACAAAAGUAUUCUGCCUCAUAUGAAGGUGACCUUGUUGCUCCUUUUUGCAUUUCUUGUAAUAGCAUUGAUUCGUGCUGUAGCACAUGACCACCUAUCUUCUAGAAUCUCUUAGCGGUGGGCAUUUUUAACUAAAAAACUUGUCUUUAAUAUGUAGUAGUCAAAUCAACUCUUGGAUAUUGUCAAGUUGGAAUCCAUUUUCAGAAUAAAUCUUUACAGUCCCAAGCCUGCGUUAUAGUUAUGUCUGCAUUAAAUAGGCGAAUGCAGAGAAACAUAGAAUGAAAUAGAAACUAAUUCCUCGGUCAAUUAUUUUUUCAAUUGAUCAGUAAAUGUUGCUGAUCAUUCAAAGAUGCAUUACACCAUGUAGAAGAGGAACAGAAACAAGAUAAUGGAAAUUUAAGCAAUGGGUAUACUUCACACAUAAGCUUGAGAAUGGGACGAUCAUUGUAGCUUUCAGAGUAUUGAACUUUCCUUUUUAUUAUAAAUUCACUUUAUACCCUAUGACCGUACUGUGGUAAAGAAUGUGACUGGAAUAUGCGGUGUUAAGAAAUAGAUUAUUCGUUGUAUGUUCCUCUGUAGAGAUCUAUAAUAGUACGUGUCUAAAUUCUAUGGAUAAAUCUGUCACGGGGCCCCAUCUAAGCAUAACUGGUUUCGUCCUCCCAUGCUGGCCUUCACAGUCCCCUGUGAGAGUAUCACUUAGGUGAGAUGCUUGAGUAUAAUGCUUUGGAUGAUGACACUUAAUGAGCAUAUGAACAUAUCCCUCACAUAUAUACAGUGUCAAUGAGCAUAUGAACAUAUCCCUCACAUAUAUACAGUGUCGGAUGCUAAUAUCGUUUUGGUACUUAGCGGGUGUCCUUGAGUAAAUUGUUUUGACAGUGCACAACGUUCUCGGAGUGUUAUAGGCUCUCAUUUCCAAGUAUAAACGUUGCAGCAAACACAUCAUCUAAUUGUUUUCCUUCUGGUUAAUUUUUUUUCUUCAUGCAGGGCAUCGCAGAUACCAUAGCUUACCUUCAAGGAGAGGGACGUCUACUUCGUGGAGAACAUAAUACUCUUGGUGAAGCAUUUCUCGUUAUGGCUUCUUCCGCUGGGUAAUACCCAUCUGCACGCUUAGUCCUUGCAUAAUUGUUUGACUUCUCUUAUUUAUGGGCUCAUUUCUACAGGUUUCAGCAGCAACAGGACGUCUUGGCAUGGUUACUUGAACCUUUAAGCAAGCAAUGGACACAAUCAGAAUGGCAGAAUACUUAUCUAUCUGAUCCAUCAGGCAUGAAACGUCUGUGUUCUGACAAACAAAUCAUGUGGUCAAUCUUCCAUAAUGUAACUUUCUUCGAAAAGGCUCUCAGGAGGGGUGGAACGAAGAAGGCCAGUCUGAGUGUACAGAGCCCCUUGUUGGCAGCUGAGGUCUCCACCUUCCAGCAUCCCAUGUCAUCUCAUUUGCCAUGGUUGCUACCUCCCCUCUUAAGGGUAGGUAUACAUUCAGGAAAAAAUAUCAGAGAAAGGAAACUUUAACUGUAAAAGAUUUCUGACUAUAUGACAAGGGUUAUGAUUGAUUAGUUGACUGUUUGCCAGUAUUUUGAAUGUCAGAGUUUUGAGCAGUGUUGUGAGUUUCUUUUUGUUGAUCUGCAGCUUCUCCGUUCAAUACAUUCACUGUGGUCCGAACCAAUAUCUCAAUCGUUACCAAGUGAACUAAGGGCGGCAAUGACUAUCAGCCAUGCUGAACAAGCCAGUCUACUUGGUGAAUACACGGCUAAACCUUCAAAGAGUCAAUCAAAUACCUCGGAAUGUUCUCCAAUUGAGAUGAACAAGGAAGGGUGCUCUGGAUCAAAUGAAAGUAGCACUAGAAACUGGCUGAAGGGUAUCAGAGAUAGCAGGUAAUCAUCAUGCUGUACUAAAUGUCAUUCUGUCCAUCCAACGGGAUUUUCUGCUUGUUUAACUCUUUAUCAUUGUUUUCAUGAUGUUUGGAGAUCCUGGUUACUGUAGACUAAGGCACACCCUUUCCCUACUGUCAUCAGACAUUGUUCUAUCUCUCGAAAAAGCUUCCAUUAAUCAACUGGCUUUCACCCACCUGAGAGAUGAAAGGAAAUCAACAUCUGAUUCUUACCUUUAACUGACAGCGCAGAAAGAAAAAUGUCUUUUUUCAACAUCUGAUUCCUACUCUUUCGAUUUUUCUGUAGAUAUCAGGGUAAAAACCGGUGUUGAUGACCUUUUAGAAGAUACAUUAUAGUAUGCAAAAUAUUUUUUCGGUUAAUUUUUUUUGGUCAAUUAGUGUGAAAUAUUUGGUAUUUGGCUUACGUUUUUGUUGAUGCUCAUUAUGAUGGAGUAUCCUGCGUGCAGCUACAAUGUUCUGGGCCUGUCCCUGAUGACAGGGGAGAGCUUUUUUCAUUGCGUUGAGAGUUCAUCUUUUGCUCUGGCGCUUAUGGAAAAUGUGCAAGCAAUGGACUUCAGACAUAUACGCCAGCUUAUACACUUGGUACUAAUUCCCUUCGUAAAAUCCUGUCCUCCAAAUCUAUGGGAGGAGUGGAUCGAAAAGAUUCUGUAUCCUUUAUUUAUCCACUGUCAGCAAGCCCUCAAGUUUUCAUGGAAUAAUCUUCUGUCCGAGGGCAGAGCAAAGGUCCCUGACCUCUUUAGCAACCCAUCUGGACUGGAUUUGAAGGUCGAAGUGAUGGAGGAAAAGCUACUUCGCGAUUUGACGCGUGAGAUAUGUCUUCUCUUAUCUCUUUUAGCUUCGCCAGCUCGAAACAAGGGGGUACCCUCUGUUGAACAGCUUGCAAGUAUUAGCCGCGCAGACUCAUCAUCCCUCAAGGACUUGAAUGCAUUCGCCUCCAAUUCUAUGAUAGCGUAAUGUCUACAACAGCCAGCCUCUUUAUCCAUCUUCUGCCAUUUUGUGACGCCUUUCAGUGGAUUAACUGACGGUUUUAUAAUCCUUCCAGCUUCCUUUUGAGCCGUAAAGUUCUUGCUGUUCCCGUGCUACAAAUUUGUAGAGAAGCAUUUAUGUGGACGGAUGGUGACGCUGUGUCGAAAGUUGCCUCCUUUUGUGGCGUCGUGAUCCUUCUUGCCCUCUCUACAGAUAAUAUGGAACUCAGGGAAUUUGUCGCUAGAGAUUUAUUUUAUGCAAUAAUUCAAGGCUUGGGACUCGAGUCAAAUGCUGUCAUCAGCUCUGAUCUUAUUGGCCUCUGUCGUGAGAUUUUUGUUUAUUUCUCAGAUAUGGAUGCUGCUCCAAGACAGGUCUGUUCUUCUCUAGCUCCAUCUGUGAAAUAGCAUUGAUUGAUGCGAGUUUUCACACAAGGAGUUGCCUUUUUUUCAGGUUUUGCUUUCGCUUCCUUGCAUUCGCCUUGAUGAUCUACUUGCUUUUGAGGACGCCAUAUCAAAAACAAGCAGUGCAAAGGAGCAAAAGCAGCAUAUGAGGAGUUUCCUGGUGUUGGCCUCAGGAAACAAACUGAAAGCGAUCACUCAACAGAAAACAGCUAAUAUCAUAACUAAUAUAUCAGGUAACCAUAUCAAUUUUUUAUCAUUCAUCGCUAGAAUUAUGCACUCUUUAAGAACCCUAGUUUCUUGUUGCACAAAAAGACGUAGAAUUUCUCUUUGACGCUGUACCAAUAAGUCGAUGACGGAUUCAUGCGUCUCUACUGAAGAUUUGGUUGACUUGGGAUUUUUUCUCUCGUAGUUUAGUUAUCUUUCAUCCAAGUCACUUUUUAUAUUAAAUCCGUAGCCAUUGGGUAUUCUGCGCCAAGAAAUGUUUUUUUCAACAUUGAGGGAGGUCAAUUCCUACAGUUGCUUGUAUGGCCAUUCCUACUUAUAGAAACCGAUCAAGCAGUUGACCUUUUUUGUACCCCCUCUUCUACCCACCAGAAAUAAUGCCAACAUCGUCAAACACUGAUCCCGAGGUUGACUGAGAUGAUUUAAGCCAGGAUGUGGCCUUGAAAAAACCGCUCUUCUUUGUCUUCCAAAUAGUUAGCUUGCCCCUCAGGCUACUCAGUUCCACAGGCCGAAGUGGAGAAAGCAUGAUAUAAUCUCCAUCUUUUGUGGGGUGGAGGCGUCCGAUCCACAUACGCAAUGAAAGCGAGAGAUCUUCUUAAGAACCCAUAUGCAAUGAAUUAUUAUUUCUUCCCCCUUUUCUGUGUCACUGAUUCCUUGGGUCAUGAACAACAGCCGUCUUCCUCCUCAGGAUCCCCUUCUUAGGAAGCUCUUUCCAACAAUUUAGGCACUCUCUAGGGGAAAACAAAACCAUGUGGGCUGUCCGACUGUGUGCUGGUCUUCCUUCUAAAUGUAUGUAUGCUCUGUUGCCCACAGCUAGACAGCGGGGCGCCGCGCCCAACCCGGGACCAGGCGUUGAAGACGAGGCCAUCGGCUUGGCCGCCAUCACGUGA
Molecule: messenger RNA, 14160 nt
Organism: Spirodela intermedia
Lineage: Eukaryota; Viridiplantae; Streptophyta; Magnoliopsida; Alismatales; Araceae
Source: the annotation of a GenBank genome assembly